Molecule: messenger RNA, 117 nt
Organism: Colletotrichum tamarilloi
Lineage: Eukaryota; Fungi; Ascomycota; Sordariomycetes; Glomerellales; Glomerellaceae
Exons: 2
Coding region: 1-117 (38 amino acids)
Source: RefSeq, a predicted model, not a curated record
AUGCCCGUUGAUAAGUCUGCCCCUCUCGGGCUGGGCGCCCUCUUCGGCCAGCUCGACGCUGUGGCCAUCGUGGCUAACAUUAUGCUGGACCUGGCUGCCUACGCGGGCUGGCAUUAG